AUGGAGGGGGAGGAUACUGUGUCUGGAGAAGGGUGGAUCUCUGAUGACAGCAGCUUCUAUGGUGAUGAAGUUGAACAACGACACCAAUCAAGACUGUGCAAGAAAUUCAAGCACGAACCGUUCUGGCAUGCACAUCAUAAGGACCUAAAUGUGCUUACGAUGGCUGCCAGGACACCUAAACCACCAUCCGGCAAAGCCAAGUUAGGCACAGAUCCUGUGGCGAAGGGCAAUACCUUCACUAUGACGGGUGUUGAUCGCAAAAUUAUGGAGCAGGAACGACUCGAGAGGCUAGGCAAGCGAAAGCGAGGCCCUUCGCCCAUACUGUCGUCGCAGCACGAACUGUUCAAUCUCCUAGAAGGACAGUUCGAUGCGUGGCAACUAGGCGAGUCUGUUGACGAUUUUGCCAGAAGACUCUCUCCCGUUACUACCUCUAUCUCGACAUGUCCCUGGAUUUGGGCCGCUAAUCCGCAUCGCAACCCUCGCGACAAGUCACCUUCGUCUCGCGUUGAAGACUUCACAUCGCGUGGCAUGGACCUACUUGAGCAGUCGCUUCAGGUCCGCCGCAACAUACAGAAAGAAGGUGCCCGAGCACCCAGAGGCAUGGUGACUAAACAGCUGUAUCAAGAGAGUAAGGCCCUACAGGAACGAAUUACAAGCCUCGCAAAGGAUACGCAUGUUCUCUCUGGGAAGUGGAUGCUGUUCCCAAAGUCUAUGGAUGUCGGCCGGGUUUGGAAGCAAGUUGUUGCAAUCGUGAUCGACAAUCGACUCGGUUGUACCUGCAAGGUGGCUACCGAUGAUGGCAGGGAAGAGAGACUGAUCUGUGUCUACACAAAGGACUUCCAGGAUGCUGACGACGUGUUGCGAGUACUCCACGAGCUCGAGCAUAUGGGCCUCCUUAACGCCGGUAAAACCAUCUAUUACAAACCAGACGCCUACACUUACCUAAAUCUUGCACGCGAGACAGCCGCAGAAUAUGGUCUACAAGCUAGCCUUUAUAACUCCCGGUCUCUGUUGGCGGCUGACAAGGUGUCAAAGUCAGCAUCGCUCGACCGGAAAAAGCAGUCGGCGUUGAACAAGUUUCUUUGA
Molecule: messenger RNA, 1086 nt
Organism: Alternaria atra
Lineage: Eukaryota; Fungi; Ascomycota; Dothideomycetes; Pleosporales; Pleosporaceae
Exons: 4
Coding region: 1-1086 (361 amino acids)
Source: RefSeq, a predicted model, not a curated record